This is a messenger RNA of Thalassophryne amazonica, 5502 nucleotides long. RefSeq names its product roundabout, axon guidance receptor, homolog 3 (Drosophila) (gene robo3). The record is from RefSeq and is a predicted model, not a curated record. Bases 360 to 4685 code for a protein of 1441 amino acids. NCBI's taxonomy places the organism in Eukaryota, Metazoa, Chordata, Actinopteri, Batrachoidiformes, Batrachoididae. Gene Ontology annotation, molecular function: protein binding. The transcript is spliced from 27 exons.
AGGCGGCGCAGGAAGGGACUCUACGGAGCUUCGUGGUGACUAAAGUGGACUUUUCCUCCCCUUGUGAUGUCUUGUUUUACGCUGGUAUGAACAUUCCUUCAGAGGAGCGCGUUUUAAUAUUUUUUUCUCAGAGACCCUCCCGUAAAAACAGGACUGAGUGACCGGGACUCUGCUGCCUCUCUCAGCCGCCUCUCCCCUCACCACCUGCGUCUCGCUCGUCGCGGACCACCCGGGGGUGACUGGACUUGUGGAGCUGCUGGAAAAAAAAAAAAACAAAAAAAAACAAAAAAAAGUUCUAAUGGGACGUUUGAGCUCAUAAUUAAAAUCUGCAGCGGCUGAGAUGCUGCCUGUGGAGUUUGAUGGUGAUUGCGGAGAUUUCAUCCCAUAGACUGAACAUCAUUUGCACUUUUUUAAAAAUAAUUUUUUGGGAUAUAUUGCUGCAUGUGGACAGCCUCCCUCACAAACUACAUCCAUCCACUUAUGAAAAACCUGAGUGUAUGAUGGAGACUCUGGCUGUCCUACUGAUUUUAUUCUCACACAGAACUUUAGCAUAUGGAUCCAGACCCAGGCUAGAGGACGCUCCACCUCGGAUCAUAGAACAUCCGUCUGACCUGAUUGUAUCAAAAGGUGAGCCGGCCACGCUCAACUGUAAGGCCGAGGGUCGGCCGUCUCCAACGGUGGAAUGGUACAAAGAUGGUGAACGUGUUGAGACGGAUCGAGAGGACCCUCGAUCUCAUCGUAUGCUCUUACCCAGCGGCUCCCUCUUCUUCCUGCGAAUCGUGCAUGGGAGACGAAGCAAACCUGAUGAAGGUGUCUAUGUAUGUGUGGCGCGCAACUACCUGGGUGAGGCAGUCAGUCGUAACGCAUCGCUGGAGGUGGCAAUUCUGCGAGAUGACUUCCGUCAAACACCCAGUGAUGUUGUCGUGGCAGCAGGUGAGCCAGCUGUCAUGGAGUGUAUCCCUCCAAGAGGACAUCCUGAACCCACCAUCUCUUGGAAGAGAAACAACAUCCGGGUCAAUGACCGAGAUGAGAGGAUAACUAUUCGAGGUGGAAAGCUGAUGAUUUCCAGCACCAGGAAGAGUGAUGCUGGAAUGUAUGUCUGCGUCGGAACCAACAUGGUUGGAGAGAAAGACAGCGAUCCUGCAGAACUGGUCGUGUUUGAGAGGCCAGUGUUUACCAAACAGCCGGUCAACCAGGUGGUGCUGGCAGACGAUACGGUGGACUUCUUCUGUGAGGUGCAUGGAGACCCGACUCCAACUGUCCGCUGGCGGAGAGAAGAGGGAGAAUUGCCCCGGGGGAGAUUUGAGAUCCGUAGUGACAGCAGUCUGCGUCUGACCCAAGUGCAUGCUGAGGAUGAAGGAACUUACACUUGUGUGUCAGAGAACAGCGUGGGAAAAGCUGAGGCCUCCGGGACCCUGCAAGUGCACGUGCCCCCUCAGAUCAUGGUCCGUCCUCGGGACCAGAUCACAGCUCCGGGUCGCACUGUGACCUUUCUCUGUGGCACCAAAGGAAACCCACCACCAGCUGUUUUCUGGCAAAAAGAAGGCAGCCAAAUCCUACUUUUCCCCAUUCAGGAGCCAUUGCAGUCGGGUCGUUUUUCUGUGUCCCUGAGUGGUGAACUGACCAUCAUGGAUGUCCAAGUUGAAGACUCCGGUUAUUACAUCUGCCAGGCCAUCAGUGUGGCCGGCAGCAUCCUGACAAAAGCUUUGCUGGAGGUGGAAAACACGCCCUCAGACCGUGUUCCACCCAUCAUCCGUCAGGGACCAGCCAAUCACACGUUACCUCCAGGUUCCACUGUUCAGCUGCACUGCCACAUUCUGGGUAACCCUGUUCCCAGCAUCCAAUGGGAGAAGGACGGGCAGAGGAUCCUGGGAAAUGACGGGCGAGUCAGCUUAAUGGAAAACGGCACCUUCCAAAUGAUCAACCUCCAGGAAACGGACUCCGGGGUGUACACCUGUGUGGCUUCCAGCUCUAGCGGGGAGACGAGCUGGAGUGGAGUGCUUACAGUCAAAGAGAGUGCUGACGUGUCGGACGCUCAGGCCAUGGAGCCUUUCCAGUUGCCAGGUCCACCACAUAAACCUAUAGUCACAGAUGUGUCCAAGAACAGUGUUAGCCUGACCUGGCAACCCAACGCGCACGAAGGAGGAGCAGCCGUCACGUCCUACAUCAUCGAAGCCUUCAGCCAAUCUGCAGGCAGCACAUGGCAGACUGUAGCAGACAUGGUUAAAAUAGAGACACACACCAUCAUGGGUCUUUUCCCAAACACAGUCUACCUUUUUAUUGUCCGCGCUGUCAAUGCCUACGGGCUGAGCGACCCGAGUCCCAUCUCUGAGCCGGUCCGCACUCAAGAUGUGAGUCCUACGGGUCAGGGAGUGGACCACAGGCAAGUGCAGAGGGAGUUGGGAGAGGUGGCCGUGCAGCUGCAGGAGCCCGUCACACUAACAACAGCUUCCAUCCGAGUAUCCUGGACCGUUGAUCGCCAAUCUCAGUACGUCCAGGGCUACCGUCUGUCCUACCGACCCAGUGGAGGAACGUGGCUCCUUCAGGACAUCAACUCUCCCUCUGAGCGCAACAUCGUCCUCACCAACCUGCUCAAAGGAACGGAGUAUGAGAUCAAGAUCCGACCUUAUUUUGACGAAUUCCAGGGCAAAGACAGUCGAACGUUGCUAAUUCGAACCCCGGAAGAAGCCCCCAGCGCGCCACCCAGAGAGAUUACAGUGGCAACAGUGAAGCAAAGCAACAGCUCCGGCAUCAGCGUCUCCUGGGAGCCUCCACCCAGCGAGACACACAACGGCAUCAUCCAGGAGUAUAAGGUUUGGUGCGUGGGCAGCGCCAACGACAGCCAGACGCGCUACUACAUCAACAGGACGGUGGACGGGAACACGCUGUCCACCGUGCUGAAGGGCGUGAUGCCCGGCGUGCUGUACCAGGUGGAGGUGGCGGCGGUAACCAGCGCUGGCGUUGGCGCUCGCAGUCAACCGGUGUCCGUCCUCAUCAAAAUGCCAUUGGAGCAGCCCUCAUUGUCAGGCGGCGGUGGGAACAAUGACAGAGGUGAAGACAGCAGUGUGAGUUUGGCUGAGCAGAUUACCGAUGUGGUGAAGCAGCCGGCGUUCAUCGCCGGGAUCGGUGGGGCCUGCUGGGUCAUCCUCAUGGGCUUUAGCAUCUGGAUUUACUGCCGGCGCAAAAAGAGAAAAGAGCUGAGCCACUACACCGCCUCCUUCGCUUACACACCAGCAGUUGGUUUCCCACAUGGAGAGGGACCAGGACUCAAUGGACGGCCUGGCGUGCUAGGAGGUAGCAUGGGGAACUACCCAUGGCUGGCAGACUCAUGGCCAACCACCAACCUUGUGCACAGCGGCAAAGAGGCCGUCACAUGCUGCACGGCCAAUCACGACACAGCAGAGAGAUACUACAAUGAAGCAGGUAUCUCCAACUACCUGAAUCAGACAGAGAAGUACAGCAUGAGCGGUUCUACCGAGGGUCCCAUCUACAGCACCAUCGAUGCCACCAGUGAGGAUCUGCACAGUUUCACGUACGCCCAACACAACACCACUCCCUAUGCCUCCACGUCCAUCGUGCCUUUCACCAGUCAGACACAGGCACCGGCUCACAGCGGUGAGCAGCUGGAUGACGGACACUGGAUCACCCAACCAGGCCCCUCUGGAUCUCAGUACGCUCAGCCGGACCGCUGCACUGGUAAACCAAAGCAAAAGGCCAUGGGAAAAGCUGUCAAGACCCCUUCUUUGACCUGGAUGGAGGCUUUGCCACCUCCUCUCCCAUGUGACGAGCUAGAACACUGUGACCAGGAUGACCAGCCUCCAGAGCAUGAGGAUAUGGACAUAGGCUCGGAUGAAGAGUGGUGUCCUCCGCUGCCAGAGAGGACAUACCUGACUGAAGGCUGUGAGGAUGGACCCUCUGCUUUCCAGAAUAAUAACGCCUCUUCUCCAACUACAUCCUAUAGUCAUCAGAGCACUGCUACGCUCACACCAUCACCCCAUGAGGAGACCAGAGCUCCCCACGACCUGCCCCGCCUCAACCAACCAGACAGCCAACAGCAGACGCGCAGACGGUUUCCCUGCGGUCCAGUGCCAGUUCCCCAGGCACCCAGUCCAACACUCACCCAAUCCAACCCCAACCUCCCUGGACAGCUGCAUCAUGGCUCAGAGUUUGGAACGCCGCAGUUCCAAAGUCCUGCCCAUCGCUGUCUCCACAGCCAGGGUGCAACUCUGAAUGACGACAACAGCGCAACAACACCUGUGCAUAACCGAUCAUCCCCCGCAGAUACGUGCACGCCUCCCAACCAAAAAUCACGAGUGAAAAAGAAGAUAUCAAAGAGUGCAGCCUACAGAAGAGACAUACAGGGAGACUUGCCUCCUCCUCCAGAGCCGCCCCCAGAGGAGGACAGGCUGCAGGGUUCGCUGGGCUCCACGGAGAUCAGCAGUGUCCCAAAUGGAACUUCAUCCUCGCUGGAGAGGAGCGAACACGUGAGCUGUAACCACCAAAGGAAGGGUUCAGCACAGAGACAUGCAGACAGUGAGGAGAUGUUGAUGUACGGUAACAAGGCAAGUUACCUGUCCAGGAGUCAGAUGUCCAGUAACUGCUCGACCACUGGAAGCUCCUCAUCCAGAGGCUCCACGGGCUCCCGGGGACUCAACUCAGCCAGGAAACACGAGGACACGAGAUAAGGACGCCACAGAUUCCACCACCUCUGAUGCCUCCAUCAUCUUUCCACAACUGACACGAUGAAGCUGAAUUAAAGCAAAAGUUUUCAAGAUGCCAGACUGUGUACCAUUGCUGUGAAAGACACAACAGACAUUACAUUUAAGAUUUUUUCUUUUCUUUUUUUUUGUAUUAUGAUUAUUUAUGAGCUCUUGAGUUGACUCUCCAAUCUGAUUUGUAAAUACCUGUGUCUGUACUGUUCCUUUGUGGGCUCUCGAUACAUGGGGAAAAGACGUAUAUUGUAUUUAUGAGGAUUAAAAGUCAAAUGUUUAAAAAAAAAAACCUGUAAUUAUUAAAAAGCUUGUGUCUUCUUGAAUGUGCCAACUUUUUUGUCAAAAUGUAUACUUUUCAGAAAAAAACAUUACUGUUGCACUCUUGUUGUGAUGACAAAAGCAACAGAAAAUAUGAAGCACAAAGUGUGUUUGUUGGUUGAGAGGGGUGGUCGGAAACGCCAAACUGAGAGGGUUCUUGCUCCCGGGAGGACUUUGGCUGGAGCGCUUACCCACAGAGAGGGAUCCCUAAACCGGUGUAGUCCACGAAGAAUGUCAGACUUUUCUACAUUUUCUUUGGUUUCAAGUGUGCCAGCAGACCGAUGGGAUUUCAGAAUGUUCGAUUGUAACCUUCCCACUGCUUCUGUUGUCCCUCCCCUUGUUUGUCUGAGGGUCUGUUUGCUGCAGUUGUGCGCUAAAAUUUGCAUAUACUCCUUUGAAAACAUAAUGUCUGUGGCCGACUCUUUUGUACUCUUGAUGUUUUGUAAAAGUACAAUAAAAUAAAUUUCCUGAA